GCCUCUCUCACAGUGCGUUUCCUCCUCUGACUGAACGCGUCUUCCUCUCAGCCAGGGAGGAGCAGUUCAGGCGACAUGGACACUUUUUUCCGCCGUCACUUUAAGAGGAAGGAAUCUGCUCUGCAGGUGGGCUCAGAGGUCAAAUCCUGCCGGCAGCGGAGGCCCAGCGUGGCCAUCCCCACCAGCAAGGCCCGCAGGAGGUCCAGCGUCGGGCUUCCCUCCUCCACCCUGACCCAACGGCGGCGCUCCAGCGUCCAGCUGCAGGGAGCACUGCCGUGUGCAGGAGGAGGCCGUCUGGCAAAGUCGGCCAGGCACAACAGGUGGGGGGGACAUGUCCGCAGGCGCUCCAGCACCACCACCCCCAGCCUCAACCCAAGGUUUGCCGUGUGCAGGAGGAAGGUGGGGAAGCUGCGCACCAUCGACACCCACCUGCUGGGGCCCUCCAUGCUGCUGGCCAGUCUGAUCCAGAUGGCCGAGGAGGAGGAGGAGGGGGCGGGGCUGCCAGCCGGGGAACAGCAGGUGGAGGUGAGGGGUGGGGCCAACAGCAGGAGAAUGUUUUCCCGCUCCAGCAGCCUCCACUCAGACGGAGACGAUGAGAGCAGCAACUACUCCAACGACAGCCAAUCAGAAGCCAGCCAGUUGGCAGAGGAGGAGGACGACACCUCAUGGUCUCCUGAUCAGCACUUCUCCCCGUCCUCCACCCCUUCCUCCUCUACCGCCUUGGAGGUGAUGAGAGAAACUCCCCAGGCUCCGGCUCCAUCGCGGCCCCUCAUCAGGGCCCCUCGCUGCCUGCGAAGGAACUCCUCUCAGGUGUUUGCAGGAGACUCUGCUCCUUACAGCCGCUGUCGGUCCUCCAGCCAGAGGAAGAGGAGGAGGAUCUCCACCAUCUCCAAGGCUGGGAGCCCCUGGCCCGGAAGAGGCCCCCCGCUGCCCAACCGCAGGAGCUCAGUCUACUACCUCAACCACCCGGCCCUCUAUAGGGGCCCCGGAGCCCCCAGCCCACUGGGGGCCCGUGGCUACAACUCCCAGCUGGAGACCUGGAGCGGCUUCCUGCUGAAAGCCAUUGCAAAGUCAGGCUUGCAGCACGUGGCGGCUCAGCCCAACGUGUCGACGUCAGGACAGACCGACCCGCUGCAGGAGCCCAACAGCACCAUCGACUGGAGCGACAACGCCCAGUACGGGGACCACAUCUGGUUUGAGACCAGUGGCUCUGGAGACUUCUGUUACGUUGGGGAGCAGUACUGUAUCGCUAAAUCACUGCAAAAGUCCGUGGCAAGGAAGAAAUGUGCUGGGUGUAAGAUAUCGGUCCACACCAUGUGUAUGGAGCAGUUGGAGAAGGUAAAUCAUCUCUGGAUUGUUGACAGCUUCACUCUCACAUUGUUUUUCUGUCUUUCCUCACAGCUUCUCGUCUCUGUUCAGAUUAAUUUCAGGUGCAAGCCAUCGUUCAGAGAACCAGGAUCUCGAGCUGUUCGAGAGUCCAACGUUGUGCGACACCACUGGGUCCACAGGAGACGUCAGACAGGGAAGUGUCGACAGUGUGGGAAAGGAUUUCAACAGAAGUUUUCAUUUCACAGUAAAGAGAUUGUUGCCAUCAGCUGCUCGUGGUGCAAACAGGCGUAUCACAAUAAGGUGACGUGCUUCAUGCUGCAGCAGAUAGAGGAGUGCUGCUCUCUGGGAGCUCAUGCUGCCGUCAUCAUACCUCCUACCUGGAUCAUCAGGGUCCGCAGAACACAGUCAUCUCUAAAAUCGAGUAAAAAGAAGAAAAGGACGUCGUUGAAAUGCAACAAAUCGAGCAAGAAGGGCUCAGAGCUCCAAGAUGGCCGCUGGAAGCCCUUCCUGGUGAAGCCUCUUCCCUCUCAGCUCAUGAAGCCUCUGCUGGUGUUUGUUAACCCCAAGAGUGGAGGAAACCAGGGAGCCAAGAUCAUCCAGUCCUUCAUGUGGUACCUGAACCCUCGACAGGUGUUUGACCUGACAAAGGGAGGACCAAAAGAGGGGUUGGAGCUGUACGCCAAAGUGCCCAACCUGAGGAUCCUGGCCUGUGGGGGCGACGGGACAGUGGGUUGGAUCUUGUCAGUGUUGGACCAGCUGAAGCUCCGUCCUCAGCCUCCUGUGGGCAUCCUCCCUCUGGGGACCGGAAACGACCUGGCCAGGACUCUCAACUGGGGAGGGGGUUACACAGACGAACCGAUAACAAAGAUCCUCUCACACGUGGAGGACGGGAACGUCGUCCAGCUGGACCGCUGGAACCUUAACGUGGAGGCGAACCCCGAGGCCAGGCCGGAGGACCGGGACGAACAUCAGACAGACAAGCUUCCUAUUGACGUCUUCAACAACUACUUCAGUCUGGGCUUUGAUGCUCACGUCACGCUGGGCUUCCAUGAAUCCAGAGAGGCAAACCCUGAGAAGUUCAACAGCCGCUUCAGGAAUAAGAUGUUCUAUGCAGGAACGGCCUUCUCAGACUUCCUGAGUGGGAGUUCGAAAGACCUCGCCAAGCACAUCAAAGUGGUGUGUGACGGCACAGACCUGACGACCAAAGUCCAGGAGCUGAAGUUACAGUGUCUGCUCUUCCUCAACAUCCCCAGGUACUGUGCCGGCACCGUGCCGUGGGGUCACCCUGGUGAACAUCAGGACUUUGAACCUCAGCGUCAUGACGAUGGCUGCAUUGAGGUCAUCGGAUUCACCAUGACGUCUCUGGCCACACUGCAGGUGGGAGGUCACGGCGAGCGACUCCAUCAGUGUAAAGAAGUGACCCUCACCACCUACAAGUCCAUCCCCAUGCAGGUGGACGGAGAGCCCUGCAAGCUGGCCCCAUCCAUCAUCCACAUCAACCUGAGGAACCAGGCCAACAUGGUGCAGAAGGCCAAGAGGAGGAUCUCCAUGCCCCACCUCAAUGAUCAGCAGCCAGUUCCUGAGAAGCUUCAGAUCAGAGUGAACCGGAUCAGCAUGGCGGCUUAUGAGGCUCUGCACUACGACAAGGACCAGCUGAAGGAGGCCUCGACGCCGCUCGGAGUGAUCACUGUCCCUGGAGACAGCGACCUGGAGACGUGCCGCCUGCUCAUUGAGCGUCUGCACGACAACCUGGACCAGGACUGUGACACGAUGAAGGGCGAGUGUCUGUCUUCACAGAAGUUGUCCACGAAGUGGUGUUUCCUCGACUGUACGACUGCAGAUCGCUUCUACAGGAUCGACCGAGCUCAGGAACACCUCAACUAUGUGACGGAGAUCUCUCAGGAGGAGCUAUACAUCCUGGACCCGGAGAUGGUCUCCAAGGAGACGGUGGGCACCUCCCCGGGCAUGCCCGACCUGGUGGACUCUGAGGAGCACCAGGACCAGCAGAGACAGUUCGCCUUCCCCUGCUCCCCGACCUCCUCGACCACACCGAGGGUGAGAGAGUUUCAGAGGAAGAGGAUUUCAAGUGACAGUUCAGUGGCUGACGCUUUGUCCCAAAGCUCCUCUAAGACUGCCCUCUGCAGGAGAGGUGCAAAGAUCAUCAAUGUCCAUCGCUCCAACACAACGCUCGCUGAUUUCAGACCCAUCAUUAGUCCUUCCAGUGCUACCUCACACGAUCCUGAAAAAGAUGCAGAGUUGAUCAACUGCAUCAAGACUGAAGACCUGAACAGACUGACAGAGCUCCACCAGCAGGGGGCGGACAUCCUGCUGCAGGACGCAGCCGGCUGCACGCUGCUGCAUCACGCUGUGGAGGCCGGCAGCAAAGACAUCCUCAAGUACCUCAUCGACCAUGUGCCGACAUCUCAUUUGGACAUAACUGAGAGAGAGACAGGCGAGACGGCGCUCCAUAAAGCUGCCUCCUCCUGUCAGAGGAGCAUCUGUCACUACCUGGUGGAGGCCGGGGCGUCGCUCAUGAAGACAGACCUGCAGGGCGAGACUCCCAAACAUCGUGCUGAGAAGGCCAACGACCAGGAACUGUCUGAAUAUCUGGAGAACCGCCAACAUUACCAGAUGAUCCAGAGGGAGGACCAGGAGACGGCGGUCUGAAGUCCAACAUGUCUGUCCACAUCAUCAGUCUGUCUAUAGGUCUUUCAUGUAUCUGCUCCUCUAGGAGACAAGUGUGUUUUUAACUCCACUGACGAGGCGCGUAGACAGCAACAUAUCAGCUAGUGCUUCUUCUCUGCUGUCAGAGGCAGGCGGCGGGUAAACACAAACACAUGGGUUAAUAUAAAUGUCUCCAAACUGCUUUAACUGAGCAGAGAUGAUGUUUUGUUGUGGAUAACGUCGGGUUUGUAGGCGCCUGAAAACGCCUCUGUCCUCUGCCGGAGUCCAAACUAAACAACAUAAAAGCCUCUGGACACUAAAGUGAAUUCAAACUUCAGGCCACAAAGACUCUCAGAUCUCCUACAAACUGUGUUUUGAAUGUGUCUUUAUGGCGUAAACAUUAGCGCUCUGACCUCUGUGUUAAACGUGUACAGAAAGUGCUGUUGGAGCGAAACAACAGCUGCUUUGAGCGAACAGUGACUGUAUUCAUGUGUCUGCAGCUGAACAUGAUGGAACUAGACGCUUUCGCCAUAUCUGAUAGAACGGCUGCAAAAACGUGUCUUCUCUCCGGCUUCUAGUGACCUUUUGGAUGUAUUUCUUUACUCAACAGAAAUAAGUGUUUGUUCACACUUUGGAUAUUUAACUUAGACACACAUGAGUUUAGCUAUUUAUGAUUUAUUUGUAGACAUAAAAAAAAAACGUUUUGCUUGUGAUCAAACUCAGAGAAGCAAGUCGUCGACUGCUUCAGUCUGAAUUUUAGAUACUUCAACAUAUGAGACUUUGUUUUUUUUUGUAAUAUUGUUUGUCUGUUACAUAACGGUAAAGCAAAAUGGCUGCCAGCAGGAUGCUUUCAUUGUGAUGUGUGUGUAAAUAGCUGAGAUAGACUCGUCAGUGUUCAGCCAGAUUCUGCCAAAGCAGUCACGUCUGUAUUAAUAGUAAUUACAUAACAGUCAGAACGACAUUAUACUGUAUGAUACUGGAGUAAUAACUGUUUGGUUUGGUUUUAUCAUUUCUGAGUGACCUGCAAUAAAAGCAUGUCAGUAACA
Epinephelus fuscoguttatus (brown-marbled grouper) is the source of this 5039-nucleotide messenger RNA. RefSeq names its product diacylglycerol kinase, zeta b (gene dgkzb). The coding region runs from base 76 to 3996 and encodes 1306 amino acids. The record is from RefSeq and is a predicted model, not a curated record. Gene Ontology annotation, biological process: lipid phosphorylation; diacylglycerol metabolic process; intracellular signal transduction. Lineage: Eukaryota; Metazoa; Chordata; Actinopteri; Perciformes; Serranidae. The transcript is spliced from 33 exons. Gene Ontology annotation, molecular function: protein binding; ATP-dependent diacylglycerol kinase activity. Gene Ontology annotation, cellular component: nucleus.